Messenger RNA from Paecilomyces variotii, 2181 nucleotides. Its product is annotated as putative serine-rich protein. Lineage: Eukaryota; Fungi; Ascomycota; Eurotiomycetes; Eurotiales; Thermoascaceae. The transcript has 2 exons. The record is from RefSeq and is a predicted model, not a curated record. The coding region runs from base 1 to 2181 and encodes 726 amino acids.
AUGCGAUCGCCCGUUCUAAAGCCCACGUCGCCCACCGCUAAGCGGAGGGCGCUUCAUGAGCGCACGCCGUCGCAGACCAACGAAGGCUCCCAGCUGCCCACGCUACGUCUCGUGUACGAAAAGGAAGACGAUGAUGUCUACGCCGCAACGCCCUAUCCCACCAGACCAGAGCACGUUCUGCUCCCCAGACCGGGUAAAGGCCAAAGUUCCGAGGACGACGAAGAAACCGACAACCAUGAUGCUUCCUUCGUCUCACAUGGUUUUCGGCCCCUGACAGCCACAGCAUCCUCAGCCACCGAACACGUCGCAGACGACAGGGCAACGCCGCGAUCCAUUGGCGAUGCAUGGGAGUUGUCGUCCACCGUUGACGCUGGCCGUUCUCCGCCGGAGCUUUGGGAGACGUCUGACGACCCCCGGUCCAGCAGAUCGUCUAUCCCGGACCCUGUUUCACCGCGUAAAAGGCACGAUGACGCCCCCGGUCCCUCGUCGCCGCGGCCGUCUGAGGACGUGAUCGUCCUGCCGUCUGUCACUCCUACCAUCAAAGCCGUCGUCCCCGAACCAUCUUCACCUCCAUCAGUACCAGCAGAACGCGAGAGUUCAACGGCUGCAUCGCCCAGUUCCAGUCCCAACGUCGUCCGCAUCGGGCUGCCAUCCAGUCCCAACUUCGUCGCCCUUCAGAGUUCCAGCCCGAACGUGAUCCCCGUGGGCAGCUCGUCGCCCAAUGUCCAGGUCGCAGAGCGAUCCAACUCGUCUAUUUCUUCGUUGACGUCCCUGGGGACGGUCGUCCGAACAUAUAUCAACGCCGCGCAUUGGAGUCGCUCACGCUCAUCGUCAGAAAAUUCCAGCGGACAGCCGCAGUCGGUUCAGUCCGUCCACUCCAGCCCGCCGCUGCCGGUCCUGCGAUCCUAUCCCUCUACGUCCACCUUUGGUCUACCGGCGACGGAGUCGAGCGGUUCGCCUUCAUUCCCCUCUUCUGUGCGUCGAACACCCUCUCCUCCUGAGGCGCAGGCAGCUAUCAACAGUGGUCUCGCCGUGCAGUAUCCCACCAUCCGCCAGCCCUCGACCAGUUCAUAUGCCGAGUCUUCCCAAGCGCCAGCCCGGAAAGACUCGUCGCGGUCGAUGACGGACCGAUCGUCGGGCCGUUGGAAUCCGCACCUGUCCACGGUUCCGUCCCAGUGGUCGGCGGAGCGCCAACUUUCGCAGCCAUCACCAAGCGCCGGCCAUGGACGCUCCAAUUCCAACUCCAGUCCCGCCGGCCCGUCGCGACCGUCUGCGGCCUGGUUGAGCGACAAGACUACCUCGUCCGUCUGGCUCGUUACCGAUACCGACAGCGACGAGCAGCUGGACAGCCUGAGCAAUCUCCCGUCGCCGCAGUGGCGCUCAUUUUUCGCAGGUAGCCCGGCAUCCUCCCGCCAGAACAGUUUUCGCAGUUUGCGACGUGCCGGUUCCAAUUCCAGCCUGGUGUUGACCACCAUCCCUGCUUGGGCGCGAGUUUACUAUGGAAGCCGCGAGCUGCAAAGUGCUCCUUUCGCUCUGACCGAUAGCCGUCCAUCGUCGGCUCGACCAUCCACCGCAAACUCUCAUGUCAUUAGCCAAGUCCCGGUAUCAAUCUCUCGUCCGCGCACCCGCCCGCGCGAAGGCUCUCGCAGCCCGCAGCGACGUCCCCAGAAUCCUGCAGUAGACGCUCGCAAUCGUUGGUUCGACCGGGAUCCGGCUCAAGCCCGCAGCAUGGCGGACACGACGUCUGUCACGCCGUCCAGCACGUGGUCUGCCAGAUGGUCUGCCAGACGGGGCACUUGGUCUCCCCAUCUGUUUAUAGACCGACGAGCGGACCAAAUCCGCGGGAGUACGUGGACGGCGCCCUCGUUGGACUCUACUGCGGAGCCUGUCUUCAGUCGAAGAAACGCCCAAGUCUACGCAUUCUGCUUGGGUUUCAUAUUUCCUCUUGCUUGGCUCAUUGCGGCCUUUCUUCCUCUUCCACCUCGCCCGCUGUCAAUGCAGGAAGGGGCCAGUGCGGAGAUUGGGACUGCAGUCUUCGGUCGCGUGGCCGAAUAUGAAACGCGACGCUAUCAGAAUGCACGAUGGUGGAGGAACCUGAACCGCUGGAUGUGUCCGUUGGGAAUCGCGGUCAUUGUCAUAGUUGUUACCUUGGCUGCCGUCGGUACAACAGUAGGCUUCUAG